GAGGGGCCAGACUGGAGCGAGUGGGUGCAAAGCUCGGACAAGCGAUCGGAGUGGUGAACAGAGAGAAAAUAUGGAGAGGACGGCAGUUUAACUAAAAUAUCGGGAGCGGAGUUUAAUGACAUUACUGAUUAAUGCUGCAUCGUGUUUAUUACUGCGGGAAUCAGUCGGCGGCUGUCCGGCUCACAUGAUCGGGCCAUGGAGACGGAGAUCACAGAAGGUGAUGUGCCACCCUAUUACCGAGAAGUAUAUGAAGCAAUUUGCUGUAAGCAGGAGGACCGAGUCCAGGGAAGUGUCUUUCACAAGCUGUUGAAUAGAACGAAGCUGCCACCCAUUAUACAAAACCAGAUUGCUGAACUAGUAGAAUCAUCAAAGGAAGAACCUCUCUCAAAGUCUGCUCUGUACAAAGGUCUGGUGUUGAUUGCCCUAGCUCAACAGGGGAAACAGCCUUCAGCCAAACUGUUGGAGAAUAUUGCACAAGAGUUUCCAAAGCCUCAAUUGGGUGAUGUGAGUGAGCUGGAGUCGCUCCGGAUGCAGGAUAGGGGGAAUCCUAUUCUCCUGUCAUGGACUCUACAAGACCUGUUGCACAUCGACAUGGUACAGGUGGAACUAAUUCCUGAGAAGAAGGGUCUAUUCCUGAAACACGUGGAGUAUGAGGUUUCCAGUCAGCGAUUCAAGUCCUCUGUUUAUAGACGAUACAAUGAUUUUGUGGUGUUUCAUGAGGUGUUGCUCCAGCGAUUUCCAUAUAGGAUGGUGCCAGCGCUGCCGCCAAAGAGAAUGCUAAGAGCUGACAGGGAGUUCAUUGAAUCUCGGCGGCGAGCUCUGAAGCGUUUUGUUAACUUGGUGGCUCGUCAUCCAUUUUUCUCCAAAGAUGAAAUUCUGCAGAUUUUCCUGUGUUUCAGUGGUCCUGAUGUUCAAAAUAAAAUCCGUGAAUCAUUGCGAGGGAUGGGUGAUGAGUUCCUGACAUGUGGCAUUGCACCAACAGCCAAGGAACUUCUGCCUCCAGAUAUCCAGGCUCAAUUUGGUGCCAGUAGGGAACUGAUACGAAACAUUUACAGCAGCUUCCAUAAGCUAAGGGACCGGGCAGAGAGGAUGGCAUUUAGAUCUGCUGAAAACGCUUCUGAUCUCCUGCUGUUCGGCAAGGAGUUGAGUACUCUGGGCUCUGACACAACACCAGUUCCAUCGUGGGCAUUGGCUACAAGCAGCAUGUGGGGAACCUUGAAGCAAACACUUAAAAGCUUAUCUGUGGAGUUUGCUUUACUUGCUGAUAAAGCUGCAAGGCAGGGUAAACGAGAAGAGGAGGAAGUGGUGGAAAAACUCAAUAUCUUUCUGGAUUUAUUGCAGUCCUAUAAGGACUUGUGUGAGCGGCAUGAGAAAGGUGUCCUUCACGAGCACCAGCGAGCAUUACAGAAAUACACCUCUAUGAAACGGCAGAUGAUGAGUGUAACUGUGCAGAGCAAGGAGCAGAUUUCUGUGGAGCAACUGGAAUCACGAAUCUUACAGCAAGAAAACACCAUAUUGACCAUGGAACUUCGGAACUACUUCUCCUUGUUUUGCCUGCACCAGGAGACUCAGCUCAUCCACAUCUACCUGCAUAUCACUUCCCAUGUGCUGACAGCUUUCAUCGAUUCCCAGAUUCAAGGGCACCAUGAGAUGAGUGAAGUGUGGAAGGACUUGAAACCGAAGUUGGGAGGCCUCUUGACCAAUGGAGUGCCAUCAUCUGCUUAGGUUCUAGUGAAUGAAUAGGGUCCAAUUCCCUCUUUUCCCAAAAUGACAUAUCAUUUUUGUGAUUCUGUAUGCAAUUUUUUUUCCUCCUCCAAAAUGUAUUCCUAAAUGGCACCUACCAAGGGGACAAACAAAUAUAAAUCCACGUGUGUGGGACUGUCAUACAUUCGUGUACAUUAUCGUGGGCUAUCCGAACAACAAUUACCCCCCCUGAUCUGGAAAACUAAACUGAACUUGCUUGAAUCUGAAAUACAAACAGCAAUGCUAGAUGAGCUCAGCCAGUUGAACAGAAAGGAAAACUGUGUUUCAGGUUGAAGAUCCUUCAUCUGAACUGAGAAAGCAAUUUAGUCUAAGUAACAGAAAAGGUGGAGGAGUGCAAUGAGUGUAACAAAAAUGAUAAAGAGUGGUGAGGAAAUAGGAUGUACAAUUGGCAAGUUCUGAUAUAAAGGAAUUUAACUGUCUAGUCAAUGUGUCCGUCAUUUCAUCCUAUUACUGACAUUCUUUGUACCACCCAUUGCCCUCCUAUACACAUAAUAUAUAUAGUAAACUAACUUGCUUUUAUGAUUCUGAAGCUUCUUCAACCUGAAACAUUAACUAGUUUCUCUUUCUUAUAGAUGCUGCCUGAUUGGCUGAACUCUUUUAGCAUACUUGUUUUGAUCCCACUCUAAUCUGUGUGCUUUAGAUUUAUGAGCAAAGUUUGAUGUAGUUUUUGAGGAUGAGUAUGUUGAAGCAGGUAGCCAAUUCUCUUGGUUUGAUUUUGAUGUGUCCAUCAAGCCUGAGGCACUGGUUGAGUAGAGGAUGAGUGGUAGAAAUCAACUGAGGAGGACCUUCACCUGUCAAACUGGGGAUAGGUUACAAAUAAUCCUGCACUGCUAUAAUUUACAUUGUGACUUUGACUUGUAAAUCGUAGUUGGUUGUCUUAAUGUACAUAAAUCUAUAUGGUUGGAAGGAUUCAAACCAAGUGGUUGUUAUCUUCUGAGAUUGUGUUGAAACAGAGCUUGACUGCUAUUUUUCUAAAGCACCCCAGUGGCCCUUCAUUACACCAUCAACCACAACUGAAGUAUCUGAUCAGAAGUAGUGUUGGAUCUAGCUUACCACAAAGCAGAAUGGUUUUAAAAUGGGGUUAGUGAUUUUGCUUCUUUUAAAAGCUGCCCAAUUUUGUGCAUUUUCAUGUCCAUGAACUGACAUGGAUUUAAAGGUUCAUCAAGAGCUGCAUAUGCUUGCCGUGGCUUUUGAAAGAAUGUGAGCAUAACUAUGUUCUAAUUAAAAUGCUCUAUUGGGUAUUGAACCAGACAUGUUUAUUAAGUUGCAGGGUCCUUGAAGAUUGGAUUAUAAUGCUGACUCCUGAACCACAACCAUAUUCUUGUCCUGACGAAGGGUCUUGGCCCGAAACGUCGACAGCGCUUCGCCCUAUAGAUGCUGCCAAGCCUGCUGUGUUCUACCAGCAUUUUGUGUGUGUUGUUGUUUGAAUUUCCAGCAUCUGCAGAUUUCCUAAUGUUUGUUCUUGUUUAGAAUAGGUUGAAACUCAUAAUCUCGAUGUAAAUCCUUCUUUUCAAAUUGCAGGAAAAAACACAACUGAGCAGCAAAAUGUGCCUAGAAUGCGACCUGACUGUGUGAGUGAGUGUGACUGUGUGAAUACUUUCCAUUGUUCUGUUGGUGCCUGCCCGAUACCCCUUCAGCUUUGGUGUGUGUGGCUGUUGAAUAUAGCUUGUAAGAAAGCUUGUGAUUAUUGGUUUGAAAUGCCUCCAAUACAUAGAAUGAUAGUACCUUGAUAUUAUGUGAUAUUAUACAAAAAUUAAAAUUAAAAUAUAGUGAAAUGAAAAUAUAACCUGCCCUGGUUCAAACUGCAAGUGAUAGGUGCUUCCUGUUCUCCAAGAUGGUGCUGUGGAGUCCAUUUCUCUUGUUCCACUACUUGCUUCCUGAAGUAGGGGAACUCCCUCCCCACCCCUUUACAUUAGCUAGUAAUUGUGGCCAUUUGCACAUGACAGUAAAUUGAGAGGGGUGGUGGCAGCAGGAAGACAAAUUGGCUUCUCCUCGUCUUUCACAUUAACAGUUGGAUUAUUUACUUAUCUAUUGAUGCAGGCAGCCAGCACCGGGAUUGUGUAGUAUUCCCAUAUUCCAUAUGGAAUUUGUUGGUCAAAAUUGAUUUGCUUUCCCCAUACUCUAUCGAUGUAACUUUCAAACUGCCACCCAGAAAUAGCGUUUUCAGUUUUUGCCAGAAAAUUUCUUUGUAUAGUAUUGAACCUCUGUUUCUACCUUCUGAUGAAAGUGAAAUGCUAGGGUAUUUUUUAAAGAGCGAUGGAGUUCUUUGCCAGUAUUUAUUGCUUAGACAUUUUCUUCUGUGCAAACCAAACAUCUGGUCAUAAUCAUAUUGCUAUUGUGGCAGAAUGUUGUAUCUAACUGAGCAUUGUUUCUUUAAACAGUGUAACAGUGACUGCAUUCAACAAUACAAGUACUUCAUUAUAUGUACUUGUAUAUAACAUGAGUUUUACAAAUGUAAUCCGUUUUUACGCAAGAGUGGAAAAAUGCAGAUGUAUGUCUCCCAGACUGCUGGUGAGCCUUGCAGAACACCAUUAGCAAGUUGUAUUGUGUAACUGCGAUUAUGUUACUGGUUUAAAAAUAGUGAGGGGAGAGGAUUAUUGAUACACUAAACAUUAAGUCACAGAGGGGUCUUUUGGGAAUUGGCAAAAGUUGAUUGUAUUUUCUGUUUUGCUGUUUCUUGAUUGCAAAUGGAUCUGCAAUUCUAACCUUUCACCAUCUACGUUUUUACUUAGUGGUGGCAGGAUGGCUGUGAGAUUAUGUGAAGAGAUAUUUUCAUCACUAAGUCAGUGGUUGCUCUUAGCAAAUAGGAAAUUGAUAAGUGACAGGAAUGGGAAGUUUGAGAGGUCGUGUGUUUUAAGUAACUGCUUGCAGAACCCUGUUGUGGGCAGAUGCCUCUCACACGCCAACUGAAAUGGAAGUUUAUUUUGAACAUUUAAUCAGUAUGCCUGCUGAAACCACAGUGGAAAUGAGGCAGGUUCUCAUCAAUAUUUUUACAAUCAAUUUAAGUAAGUUGCCAAAUAGUUGAUUCAACUGUUUAAGAGGUUGAAAGCAAAUACUGCAGAUUUUGGAAAUCUGAAAAUGGUGUAGAUCUGUGGUGAGAGGAACCAUCAGAAAGGGCUGCAAAUACCCUGCUGAGCAGUAAGGGGGAAAAACUGAUGAAAACAGUAUAAGUUCAAAUGAAAGGUCAUCAAAAUAAACCAUUUACUAUUCACUUCACAAAUUCUGACUGAUCUGCUGAGCAUUUCUUCUGUUUUUAUUUAGUUUCUACAACAGAUAGAAUUUGAGACUAAAAGUACAAUACCUGUGGAUAAAAGCAGAAUUACAUCAGCAAGUUACAGUAACUGUGGCCAGUUGCCUUUUUUAAAUUCUGUGCAUAAAAUAAUCCCAACCAUAAUUUGAGUGGGGUGGGGAUGUCCACAGUUGUUUCCACUCAGAUUGGUAAUUCUGGUAUCAAUUAAUGAAGUUUUUAUUAAUCUGAGUAAGCCACUCCAGUACAAAUGUUUUCUUCUACUUGGAGAUUGUCCCUUUGAUUUUGGGCUGAGGUUGAAAUCUAGCAAUUUGCCAAUGAGACUUGUAUUACAUUUUCUAGACUGGAUUGAAUGUAAAGUUUAGUACCCGUAAUCCAGAUAAUAGUAGAAAAAACAUUUAAUUUAGCUUUAAGAAUUGAUCACCUUGCUUGAAAUUUUAGAAAAGAGAAACAUUGUAAACUUUCAGUAGUGCUUCUUGUAGUGGUCUCCUUUGAUGUUAUCAAAAUAUUGAUUUAAAGAAUUCUCAGAUGUCAGAAUAAAAUUUAUCAAUUGGGAUUCUUGUUUGUAGAAGAGUAUAAAACCCUACAAUAUACUUCCUGGAUAAUAUUCUAACAUUUUCAUUAAUUAAAUCAUGUACCACUUGGGAUUGACCUUUGGUUUGGGCACUGUAGCUCAUUUUGCCUGUGCUUUGCGGUCAGUUAUUCAUUUAUGAGCAAUGGAUAUCUUGUGUAUGGUUGUGGGGAGGAAGGAAGAAGGUAAUGACACAGGAAGCUUUUUGGGAGUUGUUUACAGGGAAAAAAACAUUUAAGUCUAAAUGAUUCUGCAAAACCUGGAAAAUUAAGUGUUUAUAAUAAUUGUAAAAUUAGCCUUGUAAACGUGCUAUCUGUAUUCAGUUGAUAGGGGUGUUUAAUAUUUGGUGCACUUUAUUAAGAAACAUUUGUUAAAAUCUUUGCAGAUUUAAAGUAUUACAAAAUAUUAAGCAAGCUGAUGGUUUACUAUAUAUAUUUACUAAGUAUAAGAAAUAUAUAUUCAAUAAAUUGUAUAAAUAAACUUUUGAAAUAGUGUGUUUGUUCUAAGAGCUGAGUACAGAAUAUAAAAAAUCUAACUUGAAAAGUUUUGAUAGAAGACACCACUAUAUGGAACGUGCUGGUAUCAGAAGACUUAAUAUUGCUUUCAGACUGGGUGCUUACGGAGGCACUAGACACCGCAAAUGCUGGAGUUUACAGUCCUGAUGUUGGGUUUCUGUCUAAAAUGUUGACAAUAACAUUACCCCAGAUGCCGCAUGGCCUACUGAGUUCCUCCAGAACAUUACUGACCUGGUGUUAAGUUUCUGAAUUUGCAUCCUUGCCAAGGGGGAAGUUCUCAAAGAGCAGAAAAGGUAAAUGGGGCAAACAGUAUCUUGCUGUUGUCGAAUAGUGAACAGUUGAAAAGACCAAGAAGUUGAAUUUUUUUUUUUAAAUCUGCUGCUGGCAAUUUUAAAGAAAUUAUUAUUUUUAUUAGCACAGGAAUUGUAAAGAGAUAAAGGAGAUGAUUGAGACUAGGUGAAACUGCAUUAAACCUAGAGUGCAAAAUUAAAAGUGGGUGGCAGAAAGCUGCAAAUCCAUCUCAGAUUUAGAAUGGAAGAACUUUGUGUCACACAAAACUGCCAAGAGAAAUUGGUUGAGGACAUUAUUUCCCUUAGUGAUGAACCUUUUGAUUUGCCUGAAAGAAUAAUGGAAAAUGUCACCCAGCAGUGUUUUUGUAAAAAUGUGUUCCAUUCCAUGACCAGAUGGGAGAGUUUCUGCUAGUGGUAUCAUUAGUAUUGCCCUUCCUGUAUGUUGAAGGUUGGCUUACAGCUCUCUAGCCAUUGAAACCAUUUAUUGAAAAUUAGCAACAAGUCUGUUACUUGGAACUGUACCCUCAAAAAUGGGAUCCAAGGGAAAUUGCUUUGUGGAUCCAGAACUGCCUUGCCCACUGAAGGCAAAGAGAGGUUGUAGAUGGGUCAUAUUCUGCAUGGAGGACGGUGACCAGUGGUGUGCUUCAGGGAUCUGUUCUGGGAUCCCUACUCUUUGUGAUUUUUAUAAAUGACCUGGAUGAGGAAGUGGAGGGAUGGGUUAGUAAAUUUGCUGAUGACACAAAAGUUGGGGUGUUGAGGAUAGUGUGGAGGGCUGUCAGAGGUUACAGUGGGACAUUGAUAGGAUGCAAAACUGGGCUGAGAAGUGGCAGAUAGAGUUCAAUCCAGACAAGUAGUUCCUUUUGGUAGGUCAAAUAUGAUGGCAGAAUAUAGUAUUAAUGGUAAGACUCUUGGCAGUGUGGAGGAUCAGAGUCCAUAGGACACUCAAAGCUGCAGCGCAGGUUGACUCUAGUUAAGAAGGCACACUGUGUAUUGGCCUUCAUCAAUUGGGGAUUGAGUUUAAGAGCCAAGAGGUAAUGUUGUAGCUAUAUAGGAUCCUGGUCAGACCCCACUUGGACUACUGUGCUGAAUUCUGGUCACUUCACUACAUGAAGGACGUGGAAACCAUUGAAAGGGUGCAGAGGAGAUUUACAAGGAUGUUGCCUGGAUUGAGGAGCAUGCCUUAUGAAAACAGGUUGAGUGAACUCAGCCUUUUCUCCUUGGAGCAACAGAGGAUGAGAGGUGACCUGAUAGAGGUGUACAAGAUAAUGAGAGGCAUUGAUCGUGUGGAUAGUCAGAGGCUUUUCCCCAGGGCUAAAGUCGCUAGCACAAGAAGGCAUAAUUUUAAGGUGCUUGGAAGUAGGUUCAGAGGAGAUGUCAGGGGUAAGUUCUUUAUGCAGGUAGUGGUGACUACGUGGAAUGGGCUGCUGACAGCAGUGGCGGAGGCGGAAGUAAUAGGGUCUUUUAAGAGACUUGUGGAUGGCUACAUGGAGCUUAGGAAAAUAGAGGGCUAUGGGUAACCCUAGGUAGUUCUAAGAUAGGGACAUGUUCAGCACAGCUUUGUGGGCCAAAGGGCCUGUAUUAUGUUGUAUGUUUUCUAUGUUUCAAACUUCAGGGUCAGAGAACAACAGAAGUAAUCUUUAUUCAGAUUUGUCCCUGCAGGUCUGUGGGAGGGGUGGAGAGAGGAAUUGUUGCUUGUGGUCAGACCUUGGGUUUAAUGUAUAAGUUCCACUAAAUGAUUUUAAAAUGUUACCAAAAAAAAAAACCCUUUAAUUCAUAUAAAUGUUCCAAUGUACGUUUGAGAAGUCUUUCCAAGCAAAGUUGGAUACUAGGCCAUUAGAUAUCAGUACAAAUGUUUAACAGCUUGGUUAAAGAUGAGCCUUUUUAGAGGAAAGCUGAGGUUUAUGGAGGAAACUCAGGAGUUUUAAGCCCAAACAUCUGAUGCACAAUUCCUAAAAAUAGCUUUAUUUAAAUCAAUGAUGCACAAAGAGCAAGGAUUGAAUAUACACUUUGAAGGACUUAAGAGAGUGGAAAGACAGUAGUUCUCAUCAGUAUCCAACUUCAUCGGACCAGCUCGUGUAAUGUGACUGUGAUGCAAGCAACAUUUCUCUAAAUAACAUUAGUUUGCAGUCGGAAGUGAGUUUCAUAAUUUGGGGAAGAUGAAUCUAACGAAUUUUUGAUUUAAAAGAAACAUUAUCAGAGGGGAGAUAAACCUAAGGGAACUCUGGAGGCAUCGUUACUGAGUAUGUUCAAGAUAUUAAUAGGAUUUUAGAUAUUAAGGGAGUUGGAGGUAUGGGGUUACAGUUAGUUAGUGUCAGAUGUUUUUAAAAUAGAUUUGGUAUGGUUGAAUGGCAAAACAAGUGUGAGGAAUUGAAUGGCCCACUCUUGCAUCUAUUAUGUCUCAGCGAUUGUUGUCCAAUCCCAGAGGAAUGCACUGCCUUCUUGAACUGAUGCACUGUGACAGCUGUUUUGAGGAUUUCAAGAAUUUAUACCCAAUAACAAGAUAUCGGGUAUAUUAGAUAUAUUUUACAAUUGUGUUGGAGAGGAUGAAGUAUCAUGGAUAGCAGGGUCCCAGCAUCAAUACCUGUGGUGGUUCACCAAUCACAACCCAAUGAAUCUGAAAAUGACUAUCCCUACUAUUUUUUUGACUAUUAAUUGACCCUCAAUCCAUGCCAAUAUAUUAGUGCCAUCAUGCAUUCAAUUUUGCUUCAUAAUCUAUUGUAGCAUUUUAUCAAAGGAUUUCUGAAAGACAAAAUUCAACAAAUAGUUCACCCUUGUCUAUUCUGCUCAUUACAAUAUCACGAAAAAGUCAUAUGUGAUUACCUCAUUCAUAAAUCAUUGUUGACUACAAUUGUAAAUACAAUUUUAUCCAACUGCCCCAUCAGCAUUUUGACAAAAAUCCCUAGUCAGGGACAAGGCAUGAAGCAGUGGGGGACUAAACCUAUAUCAACUGCUUCCUUCCUGAAUGUUGCAGGUUUAAUCCUUCACAAGAUAUGGUCAACAACAGUAAUCCAGUACCCUUUGCUGUAUGUUCUCUAUCCAGCUCACUCUAAUAGGCCAAAGUUGAGCUAUUGCUUACAGCUGUUCAGGCAGGCUGGACAGCAGAGAAUCGACUCGACCAGAAAGUUUUAUUUCAUAAACUGAAAAAUAGUCUAAUAUCUGAGAGCUGGAUCAAACUGUUAUUGCUUGGAGACAGAAUACAUCAAAAAUUAACUCGUGCUUGCAGCUAGUACUUGGCUGCCUUGUUUCCCUCCAUUCCAUUGUAAAUCAUGAGAAAGAGAACCAUAGAAUUGGGAUUUAAUGCAAGAAAAGCCACAAGAAAAACUAAUGCACUCCAAGAUCCUUCAAUGAUUUUAAGGAGCUUAGAAUUUCUUUACAUGCUGACUUAAUCAUUCUGUGUUUUUUGUUGAGACUCAACAAUGUCAGCAAGUUUUCUGCCAUCAGUUCUACAUUUGGAUUGUUGACAAAAAGCUUGCUGUUCUACACCACCUAGUGGAUAGUUGUGGAGUAACAGCCAAAUCAAAAUACUUUUCAAAAAACCCUUAUAUUUAGGAUUUACCAUGUACAUAACUGUCCACAUUUUUAAGGUUUUGUAUUAGUGAAUUGUUCAAUUAAAUCAGAACAUCACAUUUAUGAAAUCCAGUAACAACCUCUCCAUUUCUCUGCAUUUUAUCAAAAGUUACAAUUUUGCAUAUUAAUAUGCAUUUUAGGAUCCUUGUAGAUGACAGAGAUAAAUGUUUUUCAUGUAGGAAACUCCAUUUAUAUAGUAUGACGUGUGAGUGUUUAAUUGUGACAUUGUGUUUCCAUAAAGUUUCCAAUUAUCCAACAAACUUGUAUGUGGAGGUUGUUGAGGGUAGUGGAUUUUCUUGGGUCUUUCCACGACUGUAACAGAUCAUUUGGUUUAAAAGAAUUGUCAAAAUUGGAUGUAGCGAUGAAGUUCCAACCUCCACCUAGUUGCACAAUAUUUGCUAACUAAAGUUUCAAGAACAGAGCAUAAAUCUAGGAUAAAAUAUGUUUGAAAGUUACAAGGGGUGAUUGAUAAGUUUGUGGCCUAAGGUAGGAAUCAAUUUUAGAAAGCCUAGCACAUUUAUUUUUCAACAUAGUCCCCUCCUACAUUUACACACUUAGUCCAGUGGUCGUGGAGCAUACGGAUCUUGGACCUCCAGGAAGUGUCCACAGAUGGGUGAUUGAUAAAUUCGUGGCCUAAGUUAGGAGAUGAGUUAUACAGCUCUCGUUACAUGCACACGCAGUUCAACUCUUUUGAGUGAUUAUGCAAAGUUAAGUUAAUAACUCAUCUCCUUCUACCUUAGGUCACAAACUUAUCAAUCACCCCUGCUGUGGACGCUUGCUGGAGGUCCAAGAUCCAUAUGCUCCACGACCACUGGACUAAGUGUGUAAAUGUAGGAGAGG
Molecule: messenger RNA, 10794 nt
Organism: Hypanus sabinus (Atlantic stingray)
Lineage: Eukaryota; Metazoa; Chordata; Chondrichthyes; Myliobatiformes; Dasyatidae
Gene: snx8a
Product: sorting nexin 8a
Exons: 13
Coding region: 196-1725 (509 amino acids)
Biological process (GO): retrograde transport, endosome to Golgi
Molecular function (GO): phosphatidylinositol binding
Source: RefSeq, a predicted model, not a curated record